GACUGAGGUUGUGUAAUGUGUUCAGAGUGAGAGUAAGAGUGGCAGUGUGAUGGCGUCGUGGUGUGCUGCGAGGUGCUUUCAAAUUCCGGCGAUGGACGGCGGUGCAAUGUGCAACCGGGCUUCAUUGGCCGCCGGAGUAGGGUUUUUAUCGGUGGCCGGCACCUCUUUGUGGCGUUCCUCUUCAUCAUCGAAGCGCGCUUUGCCAUUCACUUGCUUGAGCAUUUCUUCUGAUGCCCAUAUUAAGGAAGCUGUUCAAACAGAAAGAGCCCCUGCGGCUUUGGGGCCAUAUUCUCAAGCAAUCAAAGCCAACAACGCUCUUUAUCUGUCAGGUGUUCUUGGCCUUGUUCCCGAGACGGGGAAGUUCAUCUCUGAUAAUGUUGAAGAUCAAACAGAACAGCUUCUAAAAAAUAUUGGGGAAAUCCUUAAAGCUGGUGGUGCCAGCUACUCAUCAGUUGUUAAGACAACAAUUCUAUUGGCUGACAUGAAGGACUUCAAGAAAGUCAAUGAGAUCUAUGCCAAAUACUUCGCUUCACCUUUCCCAGCUCGUUCAACUUAUCAAGUAGCUGCCUUACCAUUGGAUGCCAAGAUUGAAAUCGAGUGCAUUGCGGCACUGUAAGCAUACAUCAGAAAAGCCAGGUUAAUAAUGCAGGAGGGAACAUGUCUUAGUAUUGGAGUUUUACUUUGGCUUGUUCACUUGGAUGCUGUUGAUCUUGUCAUUGCAUUUACUCUAUUCCUCGGACACUCAAUAUUAUAUGCCCUUUAAAAGUGAAAGAAACUUGGUCAUUGAAAAUGUUCUUGGGUGUAGCUUUUGUAAUAUUGUCGCAUAAGAAGAAUUAUGGGUGAAGUCAACUCUGCUUGUUUUAAAUUAAAUCAGUUUUUUUUUUUGGUAAAUAAAUUAAAUCAGUUUAAGUGGGAGAUGUUUUUCAU
Messenger RNA from Gastrolobium bilobum, 927 nucleotides. RefSeq names its product reactive Intermediate Deaminase A, chloroplastic-like. Bases 50 to 616 code for a protein of 188 amino acids. Gene Ontology annotation, molecular function: deaminase activity. Gene Ontology annotation, cellular component: cytosol. The transcript has 6 exons. Lineage: Eukaryota; Viridiplantae; Streptophyta; Magnoliopsida; Fabales; Fabaceae. The record is from RefSeq and is a predicted model, not a curated record.